GCUCUUGAUAUAAAGACACUGACAACUUUAAAAACAGCACUGUUCACAAACUAGUGCUGCACUUUAAGCUAAAGUCACCCCCUCAGUCCUGGUUUGAAAACAACUCCUUGAUUGGAACAAAUGACUGGCUACUAAUCGAGUAAAAUGGAUAAAAAUACUAAUCUACCCAUUCUACUUUAACAUUUUACUGUGAGGAAAUAGCAGACAAUUUGCAUGGAGUAGGGAAGCGUUAUCUCUGUGCUGAUGUGUCCUCAGGUUUUAAAUAUUCCUCACAAGACUGAUUACUGUUCCCAGGGGUUGUUUUUGAUGAUUUGCAUGGUGAUCAUCAGUUUAACUUCAAAGUUCAUGAGAACCCACAGCCCCUGAAAACGGAUGCCACAAAGGAAUAUUUCAGUGGCAUAAAUAUUUCAGCAGUAAACAGGCUCGCCAUGCAUAAUAUCCAUUUGUGCGCUUUUGACCGCUAGACUGUGUUCCAGUUCUUCUGAACUAACAUGUUACUGUGAGACCUCAGAAACAGAUUAUCCACCCUCUGUAUUGACACGGAAUGAACUGAAGCGAGGUUUGAGGGCCUCUUUGUUGCGAGCAAUGGAUUUACGCAAACUUGCUGUUGUAACGGUUCUUUUUUGUCCCAAUGAAUGUUUAGUACAGCUCUCAGCACUUCUAUCUGGACAGUUGCUUAAAGCCCUCCAUUAUUGAACUUAACGCUGGGCUGGCAGUUGCAUUCAACAACUGCCUCACAUAGGCUAUUUUUUUUUUCUUUUUUUUUUAAGUUACCCCCCACCCUAUGACAGGCCACAUCAACGGGAAAUGUUCAGUAGUCUGCUAUGUUCUGAUAGAUUUGGAAAGCGUAUCUGCUUUAGUUGCAAAAGAAAAAGUAGAUGAAACUAAACUUGAAUGUACGUUGUUGAACAGACAAUUAUGUAGACUCUCCGAUUGAGCAUUCACAUGAACAUUCCCCUCUUUUUUCACUCAGUCUGACUCAUAAGCACAUCACACAUAGUCAUAGCGGAAAAUUGCAACUGCAAGUUUUUUUGAGCACUCUGCAAAACAUGGUUUCACAACCUUAAAACACUUCACUUAGGUAGCAAGGUAAAUGAUCUACUUCGUACACUUCACAGAUCUCAGAUUUAACCUCAAGAAAUACUGGUCAGGCUACCUUAAAGAAUAAACACAGCUGAUGUGGAGUCAGCUUUGAAAGAAUGCCAUUUGUGGAUGUUGUGGGAAUUAAGCUUUUUUUUGCAGACAUUAACACAGGACACAACUUCAACUAAAGUGAAUGCAGCACACCUUUUCACUCUGUGUUGACUGCAGUCAUUCUAGCAAGCCACUAGUGCACUGAAAACCAUCUUAAAGGUAUUUUGAAUUUAAAGCUAUUUCAUACUUCUUAUGCGAUGGACCUGCUUUAGUGCAUAUAUACUCAAAGCCGGCUCUAAAGGCGUGUUUGUAUGCAAAGUGCACACUGCUUUGUGCAAAUAAUCGAAGACAACGCCGUCCCAUUGAAUCUGAACACGUACAAUACACUGUGAGUGUAAUGUGGCCUGUGGACACUAGCACCCAGGGGGUUUAACCUCCUUGCUAACACACCCAUUUCUGAGGGUGCGGGUUUGAGUCCCAUACAGGACUGUGCCUCUCACAACCCAGGUUCCAUGAGCGCACACUACUCAACAUUGCUGUACAUGCAUGUCUACAGGUACACAUAAGGCCUUAUGUCAUGUACUGCACAGACUACAAAUAUACAUGCUGGUUCACAGAAAACAUUGUAAAGUUUACAACUUGUUCUGAGUUAACUUACCCAUACUUGUCACAAAACCAUGUACUUGGAAUACCCCCAAAGUAAAAGCUACCAGGUGACAUCAUGGCCACGUGCUUUGCUUAAGGACAGCUGCCAUUGAUGGGCCUAUAAUGGCCAAUGCAUGUUGGAUGUCUAUCAAUAAAUACAUGUCACACUGCGAAAUUAGGGUGCCUUGACAAUCGGUACUGUGCUCAUCAUAUCUAUCAUAAAGCAAAGGUUGUAGUCUGUAUCUUAUAUGGCCUAACUGGUGUGCUGUUUAAUCGACUAGAGGCAGAAUGCAAAUGCACUCUCAGUGUUAAUAACAUGUCCCACAUUGUCCCACACAAACGUAUUACUUCCCUUAUUUGGUCUAGAGCUUGUGCUUAUAGGGAGGAUUACAGAUCAGAUCACCCUUCCACAGGCUACGCACCUCGGUGCCCAAUACUGGAGGGAACAUGUAGGGAACGUCACUCAAACCUGUGCCCAUAAUCAGUCUGUAGGCUACAACAAACUUGAGCCUUUACAGGCUUUUCAAAAAUAGAUAACCGUAAUGUACCUUGGCCGUAACGAUAGUGUAUCAAGUGACUAGCCCUAUGUUAUAGCUGUGGCCCAGAUAAUGUGUGAGUCCUGCAGACCAGGGCCCGGCUACCACAUCUCUAGACUUGGAGUGUCAGGCUUGUCACAGCUAAAUUCAUUAUUCAUUAAAUUCAUUCCUUUUUUUCACCUUCACAGCAAAAACUUGUCACAUAAAACUAAAUUAUGGUAAGGGCCCUUCCAGUCACAGGAGUUGUCACAAGAGUAAGUGUAAUUAUAGUCAUCUCAUGUGUCAUUACAAGUAGGCCUAUCGAUUGUAACUUAAGACAACACAUUUAACCAUUAUUUAAUUGUAGCAACAGAUAGCAACGUGAACAUUUCUUUCAGCAAUUUAAUGAGUUAACAAUGAUUAUCAGAAAAUGAUCAAAAUGAACACAAAUAAAGUUAGCGUUCUUAUGCUUUUAGUGUACAUACAUUGAAACUGAAAACAACGAAGCAUUGUAUGCAUUCUUUCUCCGCAGUCUCGAAUUCAUGGCUGCUAUAAUUUCUAGCCACUAGAUGUCACUGUGCUGUCUGUCGUUGAUGCUUCGAAAACUUCGGAUAUUGUUUCGGCACAAUCGAGAAGAAGCCUCAAAAGCUUCACAAGGCGUUGUCCGCCCAUCCCUAAUUACUAAUAGGUUCCCCAUUAAGCAUUUCUGGUUUAAAUUUAAAAAAAAAACAUGGUCAACUUCAUUAAUUUCCAGUCAGUAGAUUGGAGACCAACCGACACACAAGGGAAACAGAACCCUUUCGAUAGAACUCGAUCUGGGAUUGGAGAAUCUAAAAAGGCGGGGUUUGACUGAGGGUCAAAUGUGUCCUAGGUAUCUUUUUGUUUUUUAAUCAAUCACAUCCUAACCACUAGCUUAGUGGUAUUACCAUAAUUCAAGAAUAUCUGCAAGUUUUAAAAGAACAAGAGGCAUGAUGGACAAUGUGGAGAGAGAACAUGCAGUCAGGACCACACAGAAUUGCUGGUGACCUCUCUUUGAGGAGCACGUCCCCAGUGGUGUGGAUAGGAUGGAACAUGGGACACAAGUCAUAGUUUGCAGUAACGGACAGAGUGGCUUCUGUGACUCAUCUAAGGCACCGCACUGGACUUGACGAAAGAGCUGACGGGACCAGAAGGAUUGCAGAAUGUUUAUGAACUUUAGGAGGAUCCGAAAAUGUCAGUGUCUCCAACUUAUCUCCAUGUGCUUUGUCCUGUCUGUGCUGACGUUGUGCUGGGAGCAGCUGGACCACCAUGUGGUGAGACACAUGAAGUCCUACUCGUACCGCUACCUGGUUAACAGCUACGACUUCAUCAACAAGAGUUUCAGUGUUAGUCCAGAAGAAGCAGAGAGUUUCUGCAGUUUCCCAUAUCUGCUCAACCACCACGAAAAGUGCAAUGGGAAGGAUGUACUGCUGCUGCUGUUUGUCAAGUCCUCCCCAGAGAACGUGGAGAGGAGACAGGCCAUUCGCUCCACAUGGGGAAAUGAGAGCUACAUACAGGAGGAACUGGGGGUGACCGUGAGAAUGGUGUUCGCCCUCGGGGUCCAUCCGCACCCCCACCAAAAGGCCAGUAUCCAACAGGAGCUCCGUAGGGAAGACCUGCUCUACAAAGACCUCGUGCAGCAGGACUUUGAGGACACUUUUCACAAUCUAACAGUCAAGCUCCUACUGCAGUUCCGCUGGGCACACGCCAAUUGUGCUCACGCCAGCUUCCUCAUGUCGGCAGAUGAUGACAUCUUCAUCCACAUGCCCAACCUGGUGCGCUAUCUUCAGGGCUUAAAGGCAAAUGGGGUACAGGACUUUUGGGCAGGCCACGUUCACCGUGGGGCCCCGCCCAUCCGCCGGAAAGACAGCAAAUACUACAUGCCUUACGAGAUGUACCAGUGGCCUUCCUACCCAGAUUACACUGCAGGGGCCGGCUACGUGGUGUCAGGAGAUGUGGCCGCCAAAAUUUACCAGGCCUCUCUGUCGCUGAAUGCUACACUUUACAUCGACGACGUGUUCAUGGGAAUUUGUGCCAAAUCCAUGGGGGUGUCUCCCCAGGAACAUGUUUACUUUUCAGGGGAGGGAAAGGCCCCCUAUCAUCCCUGCAUCUAUGAAAAGAUGAUCACCUCACACGGACACGUGGCCGAUGUCAGGCACCUCUGGAAGAUGGCCACUAACCCAAAGAUCGAAGGCAUUUCCUCUGGGAUAAUGGGGAAAUUAUACUGCACUGCAGUUAAAGUCAUGCUCCUCUGUAAACCUUACUAUAUGAACACCUACCCUUGUAAGGCGGCUUUUUCAUAGUGUACUAUGGGAGAAGAUAUAGUCUUUUAAUGUGUUAUUCUUUUUAUUGUCUGCUGUCAUUUCCCCAAAGAACCAGAGGCUAAAGCUAUGUACUUAAGUUAUGUGUUCACCAGUGCUGCCUUUUCGGCGUCAUGGAAACUUGACCAGGUGAUUUUGAAACCCCUCUGUAGUUGUGGCUUAGAUCAAGACCACCUUAUGGGUGUGAUGACUGUAAUCCUCGAAAGGGAAGUCAUUUGGAGACGUACCUCAUAGAUUUGUGUUUAUCUUCAGGUUUCUAUGCCAUCAUUCUGAAUUAAACAGAUUGAUCGUAA
Messenger RNA from Clupea harengus (Atlantic herring), 4926 nucleotides. It is a transcript of the gene b3gnt5a, whose product is annotated as UDP-GlcNAc:betaGal beta-1,3-N-acetylglucosaminyltransferase 5a. The record is from RefSeq and is a predicted model, not a curated record. Gene Ontology annotation, molecular function: N-acetyllactosaminide beta-1,3-N-acetylglucosaminyltransferase activity. NCBI's taxonomy places the organism in Eukaryota, Metazoa, Chordata, Actinopteri, Clupeiformes, Clupeidae. Gene Ontology annotation, cellular component: Golgi membrane. Gene Ontology annotation, biological process: protein O-linked glycosylation.